AUGUUCCAAAUGAUAAAAGCAAAUAAGCUAACAGAAAAACCUAGGGGAAUUAUAAAAGUACUCGUUGAAGCGAUAGGAUAUCAAGAAGAAACGACAGAAGACCCCGAUGCAACGGUGGGAGACCUUGACGAAGAGAUCAUAUACUUUUACUCGGAGAUAGACUUGCAGCAAAAAUUGGAUGAAGACCAGCGACUCUUUAACAUCUAUUUAGAUUCCUAUCUGGACGAUUAA
Messenger RNA from Plasmodium fragile, 231 nucleotides. RefSeq lists its product as uncharacterized. NCBI's taxonomy places the organism in Eukaryota, Apicomplexa, Aconoidasida, Haemosporida, Plasmodiidae. The record is from RefSeq and is a predicted model, not a curated record. The transcript has 2 exons. The coding region runs from base 1 to 231 and encodes 76 amino acids.